Messenger RNA from Trichomonas vaginalis G3, 753 nucleotides. RefSeq names its product glycosyl hydrolase. Gene Ontology annotation, molecular function: hydrolase activity, hydrolyzing O-glycosyl compounds. NCBI's taxonomy places the organism in Eukaryota, Parabasalia, Trichomonadida, Trichomonadidae. Gene Ontology annotation, biological process: carbohydrate metabolic process. The record is from RefSeq and is a predicted model, not a curated record. Bases 1 to 753 code for a protein of 250 amino acids. The transcript has a single exon.
AUGAAUGGGUAUGUUCCUGAAGGCUACCAGCUGGUUUGGAAUGAUGAGUUUUCAAGCGGUUCUGAAUUGAAUCCCAAUGAUUGGAAACAUGAAAUCAAGCCCUCUGGAUGGGUAAACAAUGAACUGCAAAAUUAUGUCAAUGGAGAAUACAAUGGCAAACGGGUUACCGAGAUUAAGGACGGAAUGUUGCACAUCACAGCCUUUGAAGAUAACAAUAAAGUAUAUUCGGCCAGAGUAUAUGCCCAUAGUGAGCAAGGAUGGCUAUAUGGAUAUUUCGAAUCGCGAAUAAAACUUCCAAAAGGUAAAGGCACAUGGCCAGCAUUUUGGAUGAUGCCAUCUAACAAUGACUAUACAACCAAUCCCUGGCCCAAAUGUGGAGAAAUAGACAUUUUGGAAGAGGUAGGUGUUUGUCCCAACACAGUUGUGUCAUGUAUUCAUUGUCAGGCACAUAAUCAUUGUAAUCAUACUCAGAUAGGUGAGAGUAAAGACAUUAAAACUGCAGAAACUGAAUUCCAUGUUUAUGGUUGUGAAUGGACAGCUGAUGCUCUGAAAUUCUAUGUUGACGGCGAGUUACUCAUGUCCUAUGAAAAUGAUGGGCAAAACAACCCAGAUACAUGGCCUUUCAACAAACCAUUCUUUAUUAUUCUCAAUCUUGCAUGGGGCGGAUGUUGGGGCGGCAUGCAAGGUGUAGAUGAAUCAGCUCUACCCGUAACGAUGGAAGUCGAUUAUGUCAGAGUGUAUCAAAAAGUUUAA